ACGAAAAUGUAUCCUGUUACAAUAGAGCUGGGUAACAAGUCUACGCGACUACUUGUAUCAGCUCUACCGACGCUUUCGGAACAUGUCAUCUUAGGCAUGGAUUUCUUAAGGAAGCGAGACCUGACUAUCACCAUCGAUGGCCAACCUCUAACCGCUACACGCCUAAGCACACCGGCACCCACCGAUCAUCUUGCUAUGCUAACCGAGAGGCAACUUAACGCAGCAAGCAUACCAGACGCUUACCCACUUCCCCAGAUAAACACGAUCCUAGACCGUUUGCUCAUCUCUUUCCAGAUAAACGAAAUGAAACACGUAGUGAGCGGAAUGCCACACGCAUCGGGCCGCCAUACCAAGCGCCAACCACAACCAGCAGAUGAGCCUCAAAAGCCACAACCACCACCGGAAGCACGACUUCGUGUGCACACAAAUGCAACCGAGGUGCACCCGUUGAACGCAAUAAGCGUAGACGUCACCGGAUCAGCCGCCCGAACUCGCCCGAGGGCAUCCAAGCAGCCCCUAGAGCGCAGCGUCAUCAAAGCCUCCACCCGAAGUCGGCCGGCCACAGAACCAGCGGUAGUAGAAGUAUUGCCACGACAGACGCCGUUCAGCACAAAUGCCCGGAAGCUCCCGACCACCAGGAGAGCCCUAACGCCACGUGAAGCAGACCACGAAGCUGGUGGUCCAGCGAGGCACGGCAACGAGUACCGUCAGGGCGGAAGCCAGUACCGCGAAGCCACUCGCAGAGAAGGCGCAAAAAGCACCCGCCACAACAACGCCGGCGUGCUCGAACGACGAUGGGGCGUCUGCCCCAGCAACUGCCACGACCAACGUCGAGACAACGCCGCCUCACCCAAAAGCGACACCAACCGCGACGACGACCCGACCUCCAAUUGCCGAGAUCAGCGCACGACCGGUCACGCCUGACACAUCGCACCAAGAAGUAACACCGGUGACCGAAAUCCCAGGGUUCCUGGAAGGGCUGGUAAUGACACGACAACACUUUAUCAAGCGCUCCAAGCGAACGCUAUUCUUCCGGGGCCGACGUCUAGCCCUACAGAAGCUAGAAGGCGACCGGGUUCUGGUGCGAUACGGUGGGGAAAGAUGCGUGCUUCAUUUAUAUGAGUGAAUACCUCAGAGCAGCCAUCACAAUUAAGUUACUAGUCUUAAGUAUGUAUUUGCACUAUUUAUGCAUUUAUGCAAUUACAUUAAAUGGGUGUCACUAGUUGUAAGUACGCAUAGCUAUAAGACCUAAGACGCCUUUGUACUAUAGGUUAAGAAACAACUAUUAAAUAAAGGUUUCCACACCCGUUCCCGUUCACGGCACAUGCCAACCAGGACAGCCUCCAGCCAACCCAUCGUGGGAAAUCGAGACCACUCCUUCCACCUGUUACCAGCGAAGUAUCGUUGUCCGAAGUGAGGGGGGGACUGUAACGUGGCUUUCACCACCUUACAAUAAUUUACGUCAACACCACUACACCCGACCUCAACGUAGAGCUUUCCACCAUACCAGAAUUAUCCUAAACUUCACCUCACCGCACUGACCAAAGCUACGCACACAACUCACCCCACUACAGUGGCGAAAGCUGCGCUGUGCUGCUAUAUAAGCAAGCACUUCACAUCCAGUGCGAUCAUUUUCUUCCAGCACUCCGGCGAGGACGGUCGCCAUCGGCAGCAACAGGCAGGGGCUUCCAAACUGUCAAAAUGCAUGUCUUAACUAUGGUGGUGGCAUAUUCUCGCGUGGCGCAAAAUUUAAAUAUACUGGACGAACCGAGAGAGAAAUUUUAAACGACAUCAUAUAUUCAUCUUAUUCACCAUUGGAAGAAGAUGGUUUAGAAAACAAAACAAAAUCCAACAGCGUACCAGUCACACCAUCUAGUCCAAAAGGCGACUUGUCUUAUAUCCGGCAUAUACAAGUUACCUAAGUAAGUUUCUUGAAUUGCCAAAACUACAAUCCAUGCAGUCUGAAGUCGGUCGCGUAUGGAUCAAUUUAAAUUACAGUAGCCAUCGAACGUGUAACCGUUAGAUAUAACGCAACACUAGCUUUGGCAUCAGCAGAAAAUUAGGAAAACGGCUUCAACGGCAGCAGCGGUAACAAUAAAAGUAGGUUAU
This is a messenger RNA of Bactrocera neohumeralis, 2109 nucleotides long. RefSeq lists its product as uncharacterized. The transcript is spliced from 3 exons. The record is from RefSeq and is a predicted model, not a curated record. Lineage: Eukaryota; Metazoa; Arthropoda; Insecta; Diptera; Tephritidae. Bases 7 to 924 code for a protein of 305 amino acids.